GCACUUGGGCUGGCGCCGCCGCCGCCGCCGCCGCCGCCUCGCGCGCUCCCGCUCCGCCGCCGCGGCCGGGGCCGCGGGUGCCGAGUACCAUGUGCGACGGCGCCCUGCUGCCUCCUCUCGUCCUGCCCCUGCUGCUGCUGCUGCUCUGGGGGCUGGACUCGGGCACAGCUGUCGGCGACGCGGCCGCCGACGUGGAGGUGGUGCUGCCUCGGCGGGUGCGCCCGGACGACGUGCACCUGCUGUCGCUGCCCGGCGCCGCGGGACCCCGACGGCGGCGGCGCCCCCGCACGCCCCCCGCCGCCCCGCGCCCCCGGCCCGGGGAGCGCGCCCUGCUGCUGCACCUGCCGGCCUUCGGGCGCGACCUGUACCUGCAGCUGCGCCGGGACGUGCGCUUCCUAUCCCGAGGCUUCGAGGUGGAGGAGGCGGGCGCGACCCGGCGCGGCGGACGCCCGGCCGACCUGUGCUUCUACUCCGGCCGCGUGCUCGGCCACCCCGGCUCCCUGGUCUCGCUCAGCGCCUGCGGCGCCGCCGGCGGCCUGGUCGGCCUCAUCCAGCUGGGGCAGGAGCAGGUGCUGCUGCGGCCCCUCAACAGCUCCCGGGGCCCACUCAGCGGACGAGAACAUCUGAUCAGGCGCACAUGGUCCACCGGGGCCCAGGCACCUGGGCGGUUCUGCAAGGUACUAACAGAGAAGCAGCUGAACGGCAGCAGGCCGGCGCGGGACUGGCGGGAGCGGAGGCACGCCAUCCAGCUCAGCGAGCGCACGGUGGAGACCCUGGUGGUGGCCGACGCCGACAUGGUGCAGUACCACGGGGCCGAGGCUGCCCGGAGGUUCAUCCUCACCGUCAUGAACAUGGUGUACAACAUGUUUCAGCACCAGAGCCUUGGGAUUAAGGUCAACAUCCAGGUCACCAAGCUGGUGCUGCUGCAGCAGCGUCCGGCCAAGCUGUCCAUUGGGCACCACGGCGAGCGGUCCCUGGAGAGCUUCUGUCACUGGCAAAACGAGGAGUACGGGGGCGCACGCUACCUGGGCAGCAACCAGGUUCCCGGCGGGAAGGACGACACGCCCCCUGUGGACGCCGCCGUGUUUGUGACCAGGACAGACUUCUGCGUCCACAAAGACGAACCGUGCGACACCGUGGGCAUCGCGUACCUGGGAGGCGUGUGCAGCGCUAAGAGGAAGUGCGUGCUUGCCGAAGACAAUGGUCUCAACUUGGCGUUCACCAUUGCCCACGAGCUGGGCCACAACUUGGGCAUGAACCAUGACGACGAGCACACGUCCUGCGCCGGCCGCUCCCACGUCAUGUCUGGGGAGUGGGUGAAAGGCCGCAACCCCAGCGACCUCUCCUGGUCUCCCUGCAGUCGCGAGGACCUGGAAAACUUCCUCAGAUCCAAAGUCAGCGCCUGUCUGCUGGUCACGGACCCGAGGAGCCAGCACGCUGUGCGCCUGCCCCACAAGCUGCCCGGCAUGCACUACAGCGCCAAUGAGCAGUGCCAGAUCCUGUUCGGCACCAACGCCACCUUCUGCAGGAACAUGGAGCACCUGAUGUGCGCCGGGCUGUGGUGUCUGGUGGAAGGAGACACGUCUUGCAAGACCAAGCUGGACCCCCCGCUGGAUGGCACCGAGUGCGGGGCAGACAAGUGGUGCCGCGCUGGGGAGUGUGUGAGCAAGACGCCCAUCCCGGAGCACGUGGAUGGGGACUGGAGCCCCUGGGGCGCCUGGAGCAUGUGCAGCCGAACGUGUGGGACCGGAGCCCGCUUCCGGCAGAGGAAAUGUGACAACCCCCCCCCAGGGCCUGGAGGCACGCACUGCCCGGGCACCAGUGUGGAGCACGCAGUCUGCGAGAACUUGCCCUGCCCCAAGGGUCUGCCCAGCUUCCGGGACCAGCAGUGCCAGGCGCAUGACCGACUGAGCAGCAGGAAGAAGGGCCUGCUGACCGCGGUGGUGGUUGACGAUAAGCCGUGUGAACUCUACUGCUCGCCCCUUGGGAAGGAGUCCCCACUGCUGGUGGCCGACAGGGUCCUGGACGGCACCCCCUGCGGGCCCUACGAGACCGACCUCUGCGUGCAUGGCAGCUGCCAGAAAAUCGGCUGUGAUGGUGUCAUCGGGUCUGCAGCCAAAGAGGACCGGUGUGGCGUCUGCAACGGGGACGGCAAGACCUGCCGCGUGGUCAAGGGCGACUUCAGCCACUCCCGGGGCACAGGUUACAUUGAAGCUGCUGUCAUUCCGGCUGGAGCGCGGAGGAUCCGUGUGGUUGAGGAUAAGCCUGCCCACAGUUUUCUGGCUCUCAAGGACUCUGGCGAGAGAUCCAUCAACAGCGACUGGAAGAUCGAGCUGCCGGGAGAGUUCCAGGUCGCAGGCACGACAGUCCGCUACGUGCGAAGGGGCUUGUGGGAGAAGAUUUCCGCCAAGGGGCCCACCAAAACGCCGCUGCACCUGAUGGUGCUGCUAUUUCAUGACCAGAACUACGGGAUUCAUUACGAAUACACCGUUCCUGUAAACCACACGGCUGAGAACCAGAGUGAGCCGGCGAAGGCGCAGGACUCUCUGUUCAUCUGGACCCACAGUGGCUGGGAAGGGUGCAGCGUGCAGUGUGGAGGAGGGGAGCGCAGGACGGUCGUGUCGUGCACGCGGAUUGUCAACAAGACCACCACGCUGGUGAAUGACAGCGACUGCCCCGCAGCGAGCCGCCCGGAGCCCCAGGUCCGGAGGUGCAACACACACCCGUGCCAGUCCCGGUGGGUGGCAGGCCCGUGGAGCUCCUGCUCGGCCACCUGUGAGAAGGGCAUCCAGCAUCGGGAGGUGACCUGCGUGUACCAGCUGCAAAAUGGCACCCACGUCGCCACACGGCCCCUCUACUGCCCGGGCCCCCGGCCAUCGCCAGUGCAGAGCUGCGAAGGCCAAGACUGUCUGUCCAUCUGGGAGGCAUCAGAGUGGUCACAGUGCUCUUCCAGCUGUGGGAAAGGCCUACAGAAGCGGACAGUGACGUGCACCAACUCGCAAGGCAAGUGUGACGCGUCCACGCGGCCGAGAGCCGAGGAGGCCUGCGAGGACUACUCGGGCUGCUACGAGUGGAAGACGGGGGACUGGUCCAAGUGCUCGUCCACCUGCGGGAAGGGCCUGCAGUCCCGCGUGGUGCAGUGCAUGCACAAGGUCACCGGGCGCCAUGGCAACGAGUGCACCGCCCUCUCCAAGCCGGCGGCCUACAGCCAGUGCCAGCAGGAGGUGUGCAAUGACAAGAUCAACGUGAACACCAUCACCUCGCCUCGGCUCGCUGCCCUGACCUACAAGUGCACACGGGACCAGUGGGCGGUGUACUGCCGGGUCAUCCGAGACAAGAACCUAUGCCAGGACAUGCGGUGGUACCAGCGCUGCUGCCAGACCUGCAGGGACUUCUACGCCAACAAGAUGCGCCAGCCGCCUCCGCCACCGAGCUCCUGACGCUGGUGCAGCCGUCACUCAGCGCUCCCCUUCUGGGUCUGACACCCGGGCAUCUGGCAGGUGCCAGCCCCGCGGCCGGGAUCCCCCAGAGUACACCCCCGCGCCCACCGGGGCUGCCCCAGGAAUCCAACCACACAGAACUCGACCGUGGACUUGAUGUUUGCCAUUAGUGCUUCUUACUUAACGUGUCGUUAACCGCCACUGGAUGGCUUUCUACAGUAGGGAAAGACCAGCCCGGGUCACAAAGUCUGGUCAACAUCCAAGGCUCCAAGUACCGCAGAGGGGGCCGCCCGGGACAGACGCCCGUCCCGGAGAGGCGUGGCGUCCCGGCCUCUGUCUCGGCUUGCUUUGGACGUUCGCGGGGCAGCACGCUGCAAAGGAGAAGACACUUGAUUGACUCAAGGAAGCAAGGGGCGGGUCUUGUUCCCGGAAACACGAGAACCAGGACUUUGUAUCUCUGCCCGUCUCUGAGUGGACACUCCCCUCGCCACCCGUGAUGGCGGAAGGGUCGGGCGUGGGGACGCGGGAGAGCCUUAUCCUGGAGGUGGGCGACUGCUUCUUAACUCACAGGUGAACCCAGGACGGGGCCUGGGACCCCGCACCAGCCACAGAAAGCUGUACACGCUGCGGUCGCCAGGUCACCUCCCAGGAGCUUUCCACUGACCCUGGCCUCUGAGGUUAGGGUCCCCUUUCGGAUCUCCGAGGACACACGCCCCGGCCUGGGGUGUGCAGGGUAAGCCUGUUCCUCAUCCUGGCACCAGGCGGGUCCCCCCCAGGACCACUCAGCCUGGAGGGGGGGUCUAGGCUGGCAUCACGGCACACCCCCCACUCCUCCCUGAGCCCACUGUCAUCAUGGUGUCACACACACACACACACACCCCGCAGAAGCCCAAAGCAAUGGCCACGGAGGCCCGGAGGGCCCUGCCUGCCCCUCCGGAGCCAGGCGGCCUCUUCCUGGGCGCUUACGUGGUGGGCUUCACCCCAGGGUUCACACAGGUUCUCCUUGGGCUCACUUCCAAGUGCUUCCUGGUCUAUUGGUGCUGUGUGUCUGUGUCUUUUUUGAUGUCGCAACUUUAGGAGUUAGCUUAAAUCAGAAGAUAAAAGCAGCCAGCUCUGUGCCUUGUCCAUCCUGUGUGCGGGGCUGGGUUUUCUUGUUGAUUCUGCCCCUCCUGGAGGCAGAGCAGUACCAGGAAAGGCCGGGUGGGCGUGGCUUCACUCCCAGCUGGCCCAGGAGACCUGCUGGGAAGCUUCCUGAAGACAAAGUGCCUGGGUGGCCUCCCGCUGUCACCCCCAGGCCUGUGCCUAGCUCUGUACCCUGCCCCCCAGCUCAGGCCUGGCUGCCACAGGCUCCACACUCCCCAGACAGGCUGUUGAUUCAACAGACAUGAGCUUCGGGGGCCAGGGUCUACACGGCAACACCGCCUGUGCCUCCGCACGGGCCCAGGGCCCACCUGAGCCUGGCCAACAGUGCACACGCCAGCAGCUGGGCAUCCCCCGCUUGCCACCACUGCCAGGCGGCCGCCCCGCGCAAGGGCCCAGGCCUUCAGAUCUGCACGCACUCCCUGGGUUCAAAGCCCACAUCGUGCCCAGCCCUCUCGGCUCAGGCCGCAGGGUGGCUGCCGAGGCCCCCACCAGGCUGACGGCCACGAAGCCGUGGCGACCUCCCCGACCCACUUUGUGUGGGCCCCUGGAGCUCAGAUUAGAGCGGUGAUGCUUCUGUGGAUGAAAAUGUCCCGUACUGUCACUCGAGUACUGUACCUGUCCCUUUCGGUGCUAUUUUUACUGGUGCAACACGAGACCCCCUAGCUGACUGGGCUUGGUUCUAUCAGAACACGGAAGCCUCAUCCCCCUCCCCCACUGCAGAGUCAGAUGUAUAUACUUCCCACUAGUAACUUCCACUAUGUACUGUACCCCUGGUAUUUGUUUUACUUUUUUGGUGCUGGUUUUAAAAGAAAAAAAAAAAAGACAAACAUUGGACACCAUUAUACAUGAAAAAUUAAUCAUUUCAUUGGAAGCAAGUUGAAUAUGUGUAAUAAAAUGUUUUUCCAUAA
This is a messenger RNA of Oryctolagus cuniculus (rabbit), 5491 nucleotides long. RefSeq names its product ADAM metallopeptidase with thrombospondin type 1 motif 17 (gene ADAMTS17). Lineage: Eukaryota; Metazoa; Chordata; Mammalia; Lagomorpha; Leporidae. Gene Ontology annotation, molecular function: metalloendopeptidase activity. Gene Ontology annotation, cellular component: extracellular matrix. The record is from RefSeq and is a predicted model, not a curated record. Gene Ontology annotation, biological process: extracellular matrix organization; proteolysis.